CCAGAGGCUUAAUCAGUAGUAGGUUGUGUCUUUUGGCUUUUAUCAUCGCCGCCGAAACAGAGAGAAAGAGGGUAGAUUUGAUCUCUCUUUUCGAUUAACUUAAACGGAAAUUUCUGUUAGGGUUUCGAUCGUUGCUGGAGAGAUCGAGGAGUGGCAUAACUUGUGAAGAGAUCUUAGGAGGGAUCGUAAUCGUAUUUGGUGUGAUUGCGAUUUAUCUGUUGGUGGUGAUUUCUCGAUGGCAUCAGAGGAUGUGAAAAGGACCGAAUCGGCUGCAGUUUCGACGAUCGUUAAUCUGGCGGAGGAAGCGAAGCUAGCGAGAGAAGGAGUCAAAGCUCCGAGUUAUGCUAUCCUUAGCGUCUGCAAGUCUCUCUUUGCCGGUGGCGUCGCUGGUGGAGUGUCACGAACUGCAGUUGCACCUCUGGAAAGGAUGAAGAUAUUACUCCAGGUCCAAAAUCCGCAUAACAUAAAGUACAGUGGUACAGUUCAAGGGUUGAAGUAUAUUUGGAGAACCGAGGGCCUUCGUGGACUGUUCAAAGGAAAUGGCACCAAUUGUGCUCGUAUUGUUCCAAAUUCGGCUGUGAAGUUUUUCAGCUACGAGCAAGCUUCAGAGGGCCUACUGUACCUGUAUCGCCGGCGGACAAAAAACGAAAAUGCUCAACUCACUCCUCUUUUACGCCUUGGAGCUGGUGCAACUGCUGGAAUAAUAGCCAUGUCUGCAACGUACCCGAUGGAUAUGGUUCGUGGAAGGCUAACUGUUCAGACCGCAAACUCUCCUUAUCAAUAUAGAGGAAUUGCACAUGCUUUGUCAACUGUCCUGCGAGAGGAAGGUUUCCGGGCCUUGUACCGUGGUUGGCUUCCAUCAGUGAUUGGAGUUGUUCCAUAUGUGGGCUUGAACUUUGCUGUCUAUGAGUCCCUGAAAGACUGGCUAGUCAAAGACAAUCCGUUCGGACUUGUAGAAAACAAUGAUCUGACCAUUAUAACAAGACUCUCUUGUGGUGCUAUAGCUGGAACAGUUGGUCAAACAAUUGCUUAUCCACUCGAUGUGAUUCGUAGGAGAAUGCAAAUGGUUGGGUGGAAAGAUGCUUCCUCUGUUGUCACAGGCGAUGGGAGAAACAAGGCCGCGCUUGAAUACAGCGGUAUGAUUGAUGCAUUUAGAAAAACAGUUCGUCAUGAAGGCUUUGGAGCAUUGUACAAGGGUUUAGUUCCCAACUCAGUCAAGGUUGUACCAUCGAUUGCCAUUGCAUUUGUGACAUAUGAGAUGGUGAAAGACGUUUUAGGAGUGGAAUUUAGGAUAUCAGACUGAGAGUCGUUUGAUAUCUUCAAGAAGAGAGCAGCACACUUCUAUUUUUGUAGCCGAGGAGACAGAAGAGAAGUUCAAAAUUUAGGGGCUUUAUUUAUCUCCUUUCAGCAUCCGUGGAAGGAUAAAAGGCUAUAGGGCUUUAGCCAAACUUUUUUUUUUUCCUUUCUACUUAUAGAUUGGGUUUUUGCUUUUCUUCUGAAUCAAAUAAGUCAGAGACCAACUAUAUCAAACCUAUCUGGUACUGGAGUUUGUGUUAGAUGCUUUGGUUGGGUCUUUUGGCAUUGAGUUAUCAUUAUUGUUAUGUGACUCAUAUUGGUAACUUGCCGAUUAGUUGAAUAAUUCCGCUUUUUCUGUAGUUUUCUUAAGAAUUCGUAUCGUGUAAAAUAAAAUUCAUGUGUGCUAGUCU
Messenger RNA from Eutrema salsugineum, 1706 nucleotides. RefSeq names its product mitochondrial adenine nucleotide transporter ADNT1. Gene Ontology annotation, biological process: transmembrane transport. The record is from RefSeq and is a predicted model, not a curated record. Bases 236 to 1303 code for a protein of 355 amino acids. The transcript has 8 exons. Lineage: Eukaryota; Viridiplantae; Streptophyta; Magnoliopsida; Brassicales; Brassicaceae.